This is a messenger RNA of Puccinia graminis f. sp. tritici CRL 75-36-700-3, 372 nucleotides long. RefSeq lists its product as uncharacterized. Bases 1 to 372 code for a protein of 123 amino acids. The record is from RefSeq and is a predicted model, not a curated record. The transcript is spliced from 2 exons. NCBI's taxonomy places the organism in Eukaryota, Fungi, Basidiomycota, Pucciniomycetes, Pucciniales, Pucciniaceae.
AUGGAGAAGGAUAUAGCUAUGGACGUGGACGAGCUCGACCCAGAAUGCUCGGCAGCUACCCUGAAACGCCCUUCCACUCCGGAGAUUCGCGUCCUAUCGAAGGAAGAACAAAUCAAACUCCGGGAGAGUCAGAAAACUCUUCAGAAACUUAUCGACAACGACGAGAUAGAAAGUUAUGUCAAGGGAUGGAAUCCGUGGGAAGAGAAGAAAAUCCACUUCCCAGCUCCCCCAAAGAAAACACUGAUGAAGUUCAAGAGAAACGAGCCCGGCAAGAAACAAAGCUCAAGCUCGACAAACUUCUCGGAUCCCGCCAAAUGGAAGAAGGUGACGGAUCUUCUCCAAAUGGCUUCAGGACUGUACCAGAACGUUUAA